Molecule: messenger RNA, 1608 nt
Organism: Erigeron canadensis
Lineage: Eukaryota; Viridiplantae; Streptophyta; Magnoliopsida; Asterales; Asteraceae
Product: low affinity inorganic phosphate transporter 1-like
Exons: 1
Coding region: 1-1608 (535 amino acids)
Biological process (GO): phosphate ion transport; transmembrane transport
Cellular component (GO): membrane
Molecular function (GO): phosphate transmembrane transporter activity
Source: RefSeq, a predicted model, not a curated record
AUGGCUCGAGAGCAAUUGCAAGUGCUCAGUGCACUUGAUUCAGCCAAGACCCAAUUGUACCAUUUCACGGCAAUCAUCAUUGCUGGAAUGGGUUUCUUUACGGACGCCUAUGAUCUUUUCGCGAUAUCCCUUGUCACAAAAUUGCUUGGGCGUAUCUACUAUCACAAAGACGGUGCACCCAAGCCUGGAACCCUUCCCCCUGGCGUCGCCUCAUCGGUUACUGGUGUCGCCCUUGUUGGAACACUAUGCGGUCAACUGUUCUUCGGAUGGCUCGGUGACAAAAUGGGCCGGAAGAGAGUCUACGGAAUGACCUUGGCUAUGAUGGUUAUAUGCUCUCUUGCUUCAGGCCUCUCAUUUGGGAACGAAGCGAAAGGUGUCAUGGCCACCCUUUGUUUCUUUAGGUUUUGGCUCGGUUUUGGCAUUGGUGGUGACUAUCCGUUGUCGGCCACGAUCAUGUCAGAAUACGCUAAUAAGAAGACCCGUGGUGCGUUUAUCGCGGCUGUUUUCGCUAUGCAAGGGUUUGGGAUUUUGGCAAGUGGGGUGGUAGCCCUAAUCGUGUCAGCCGCUUUUGACCACGCGUUUAAUGCGCCAUCCUACGCAACGGACCCAACAGGCUCCACGGUUCCACAAGCAGACUACAUCUGGCGUAUUGUACUAAUGUUUGGUGCCAUUCCGGCAGCCUUGACAUAUUAUUGGCGUAUGAAGAUGCCUGAGACCGCCCGAUACACCGCUCUGGUGGCCAAAAACGCAAAACAAGCCGCACAAGACAUGACCCGAGUUUUGCAAGUAGAGAUUGAAGCUGAAGAACAAAUGGUGGAGAAAAUUUCCAAGGAUGCUAGCAAUUCAUUUGGAUUGUUUUCAAAACAAUUCCUCCACCGCCACGGCCUCCACUUGCUCGGUACCUGCUCCACCUGGUUCCUACUCGACAUCGCUUUCUACUCACAAAACCUUUUCCAAAAAGAUGUCUUCACCGCCAUUGGGUGGAUCCCAGCGGCGGCCACAAUGAGUGCGACCGGGGAGGUAUGGAAAGUGGCUAAGGCUCAAACUCUAAUCGCACUCUGCAGUACAGUUCCCGGAUACUGGUUCACAGUCGCUUUCAUCGAUAUCAUUGGACGUUUCGCGAUCCAACUCAUGGGAUUCUUCUUCAUGACGGUCUUCAUGUUUGCUCUAGCGAUCCCUUACCAUCAUUGGACCUUACACGAAAACCGUAUAGGUUUUAUCGUCAUGUACUCAUUGACAUUCUUCUUCGCAAACUUUGGGCCAAAUGCCACUACUUUUGUGGUCCCUGCAGAAAUCUUCCCAGCCAGGCUUCGGUCCACUUGUCACGGCAUCUCUGCCGCAGCAGGUAAAGCCGGUGCCAUCGUUGGUGCUUAUGGGUUUCUCUAUGCUGCUCAGAGCACAGACCCUAAGAAAACGGACCAUGGGUACCCAACAGGUAUCGGAAUCAAGAACUCUCUCAUUGUUCUUGGUGUAAUCAACUUCUUGGGCAUGGUAUUUACAUUUUUGGUACCCGAGCCUAAUGGCAAAUCACUCGAAGAAUUGUCUCGUGAGAACGAAGGAGACGAUGAGCCAUCAACCAACAUGCCUAACCAAACUGUUCCUGUUUGA